This is a messenger RNA of Colletotrichum truncatum, 3792 nucleotides long. RefSeq names its product histone-lysine n-methyltransferase. Gene Ontology annotation, cellular component: Set1C/COMPASS complex. Lineage: Eukaryota; Fungi; Ascomycota; Sordariomycetes; Glomerellales; Glomerellaceae. Gene Ontology annotation, molecular function: protein binding; nucleic acid binding; histone H3K4 methyltransferase activity. The record is from RefSeq and is a predicted model, not a curated record.
AUGACUCGCCAAUCGUCGGCGAGCUUCGCACAAUUCUUUCCCACCGCACCGCGUGCAGCUCGGGACAGGGCUACGGAACGAGAAAGAGCCAAGGCAAAAACACAAGAUUCUCCUAGCGGCAUUUUUGGUGGCCAGAAGAACAACGGCAUACAGUCCAUCAACGGCACGAGCAUCGGAGCUUCAUCUGGUACUGAUGGCCUGCCUUCCGAUUCCUCUCAGCAGCCGACCGAUGGCCAUGAGUCGCCCUUAGGAGAUACACUCAACGCCAUUGGAUCUGCCAGCUCUUAUGCGAGCACUGGCUCUUCAGUCUUUAGCUCAUCUGCACGGCAAGCCGUUCCGAACGGCUCAUCGCUCAUACCUACAACCAGCGGCACGCCGCUCACCUCUAUAGAAUCACCCUCAUCCUUAGGCAAUGCUGGCCUGCCGAAGACGAAUAUGGUCCACACUCAAAUCAUCGAUCGGGAUGAGGCAUCGGUCUCUCGCAACACCCCGUUAUCCCGCCUGAAUAGCUCUCUCUCGGAGCCCUCACCCAUUGAGCGCAUUCCUGCGCGAGAUCCCUCACGAUCGCGAAAAGGCAUCAAAUGCAUAUAUGAUCCAUCUAACGACCGGAGCCUAUCGAAACAUAACAAGAAAGAUGCCAAGCCAAUAUAUAAGGACUUUGGAUUGGAAGAUGACGCUCCCCCUCCAGACCCUCGCCUUGCUAAAGGCGGGCGUUUGGGGUACAUCAAUACCGAUUUCCACCUUCCAAAGUCUCGCCUGCGUCAAUCACCAUACAAUCUGAGGCCGUAUCCGUACGAUUCCAAAACGUCAAUCGGUCCAGGGCCGCCCACGCAAAUUGUGGUGAUCGGGUUCAACCCACUCAUUACAUUUUCCAAAGUAACAGCUGCGUUUGCGACCUUUGGUGACAUUGCAGAGAGCAGCAACAAAAUGCAUCCUGAGACGGGCAGCUACCUUGGUUUCGCAACGUUUCGAUAUAAGGAUGCGCACCCCAGCCGCUCGAGGCCCACACCAAUCAAGGCCAUUGAUGCCGCACGUCGCGCUGUUAAGUCCAUGCACGGGCAGCGUAUUGAGGCGAAUCAGAUUCGGGUGGAAUACGACCCCGAGGGCAAGAAAAGUCGUCGCAUGCUAGAGGAAGCCCUCAAGAAAGAAAGAGCCUCAGAAGCUGCGAUGUCCACUGCGAAGCCGCCGCCAACGGGGCCGCGAGCUGUCUUGUCCGAUAAAGUCCCUGGGCCUCCGCCGCUUGCACCAAAAGGCCCUUCCUCUCACAGGCAGGCAGUAGCCGGUGUGCCCCCAUGGGUACCCAGUCAGCCAAAAGGGCACGUUGCGAUUGAAGAUAAGGCAAUUGCGAAGCAGCUUGCAGGCGAGCCAUAUGUGUUCGUAGCUCAUGAGCACGUUCCUGUCAUGGUCACAACCAUUCCGCAUAUGAAGAAGCGUCUCAAAGCGUUCGCUUUCGACGACAUUCGUAUUGACCGGACUGGUUACUUUAUAGUGUUUCCCAACUCACUGCACGGCCGUAAUGAGGCAAUGAAGUGUUACAGAGCUGCCAAUCAUACCGACCUGUUCACGUACAACAUGGUGAUGCAGCUCUAUCUUCCACAGACCUCUAGUCGAGACUCCGAGUCAGCAGCCCCUCCCCCCCGCUCAAGACGAACUCCGAGCCCCGAACGGAAACGUCGAACCGAUUUACGACUGAGAGAGGAUAAAGACCGACGUCGCCGUGAGGAGGAGGCCGAUAUAGAGGAGGAGAAGCGACAAAGAGCCAAGAACUUUGACCCUGUCAUGGAGGCUUGCGAUGUUGUCGCUCGAGAGUUGGCGGAACAUCUAAUCAAGCAUAUCCGAACGAGAGUUGCUGUUCCUACUCUUACGUCCUUUCUCAACCCUUCAAAUCAUGUUGCUAUGCGACGCAAGCUCAAUUUGGAAGAUCCAGCUGGUUCGGUCCCGUCUGUUACAGUGGACGCUGGCGACGAAAGCCCUGGUGUCGACACUCCAAACUCGGGUGCAGACCCUAUCGAGCGUCGCACUGGUCGGUUAGAAAUUUCAUCUCUACCUCGUAUCCGCAAGGCAAAAGCUACCGGCCAAGGGGCGCGUAAUAUCGGCUUCAUGGACCCCUUUUCACGCAAGCGAGCGUCGCAAGGCCGUGGUGCCUUCAGAUCAUUGCAUCAUCGUUUAAAGAGCUACGACAGUGAUGCUGAAUCCGACGAGGAGGUCGAAAUUAGAGAUGUGGCGCGGGAUACAGAAGAGCCUGAUUCUCGACCGCGUAGUCGUAUGAGUACGGAUGAUGAUGUUUCCAAGGACGACUUUGCCUCAUGGGGUCCUGCUGAGGAAGACUCUAUGACAGAGGCAAGCUUUGCCGUUGGUGAGGGAUUAACUUCGACGAAGAAAAGGAAAUUAGAUCUUGAGCUCCAGUCAGCCAUCAAACGCCAGAAGAAGUCCGACGAGGAGCUCUUUGGAGUCACACUGGACAACAUUCAACCCGAGCUGCCGGUUCAUGAGAUCUCUGAAGAUGCUGCCCUUGACAUCGACAUGACUGAUGUGCGAAGUGAGACUCGCUCUGAGACGCCCGCACUCUCAACAGCGAAGGGUCCAACGAAGAAGUCGAAAUCGAAGAAGAAAUCAAAGAAACAAAUUUUUGAGGAACGCGAAGCGCUGAAGAAGCAGCAAGCUCAAGCCCAAGCUGAAGCCGAAGCCGAGACGGAAGAGGAAGACUCGGCUGCCACGACAUCUCUACCAGAACCAGUUGAGCCAGUGCCUGUGGAGAAGAAAGAAGAAGAUCCUGUUCUUAAGCCAACAGUAGUGGACCCUACCUUGUUCUCGACUACGGUCACGUCAGCUCUUGAUCUGUCAUCUGACUUCAAGCUCGACAUCUCAGCUUUACAGGAAUUGUCGCUUUCUGCAGCUGAUAGUCCAGACGUUUCCCGGCUCAGGAAGCGGUUUGGUGGUGCAGAUCUUGGAGAUCCCCUUCUUUGGUUGUGGCGGCGUAACCGUGUACGGGAGCUCAACUCCCAGAAAGGAACUGUCGACCAGGCCGUUGGCAUCGAGGGCUACUACGUUCCGAACCCCACCGGAUCUGCAAGAACUGAAGGCGUCAAGAAGAUCCUUAACGCCGAAAAGUCCAAGUAUCUACCACAUCACAUCAAGGUCCAGAAGGCUAGAGAGGCACGGCAAGCACGGUACAAGAAAGAUGGCAAGGAUGCCGCAGUCGAGGCUAGCAGGCUCGCUGUUGCAGAAAAGGUCGUGGCCAAAGGUAACUCGAGGGCCAAUCGCGCCAAUAAUCGUCGACACGUGUCAGCUCUUCAGGAUGAGAAGAAGAUGUCUGGCGAUUCUGACGCCUUUAAGUUCAAUCAGCUUAAGAAGCGGAAGAAGCCGGUCAAGUUUGCACGGUCUGCCAUCCACAAUUGGGGUCUCUAUACGGAGGAGAACAUCAACAAAGACGAUAUGAUAAUUGAGUACGUCGGUGAGCAAGUGAGACAGUCGAUCUCGGAGAUUCGGGAGAAACGUUAUUUGAAGAGCGGUAUGGGUAGCAGUUACCUAUUCCGUAUCGACGAUAACACGGUAAUUGAUGCCACUAAGAAGGGUGGCAUUGCUCGCUUCAUCAAUCACAGCUGUAUGCCCAACUGCACCGCCAAGAUCAUCAAGGUGGACGGAAGCAAGCGAAUCGUCAUCUAUGCCCUCCGUGACAUUGGGCAGCACGAGGAACUGACGUACGAUUACAAGUUCGAGCGUGAAAUCGGCAGUUUGGACCGCAUUCCCUGCCUUUGUGGUACGGCGGCGUGCAAGGGGUUCCUCAACUAA